This is a messenger RNA of Acipenser ruthenus (sterlet), 3164 nucleotides long. RefSeq names its product G-protein coupled receptor 12. The record is from RefSeq and is a predicted model, not a curated record. Bases 411 to 1397 code for a protein of 328 amino acids. Lineage: Eukaryota; Metazoa; Chordata; Actinopteri; Acipenseriformes; Acipenseridae. Gene Ontology annotation, cellular component: membrane. Gene Ontology annotation, biological process: G protein-coupled receptor signaling pathway. Gene Ontology annotation, molecular function: G protein-coupled receptor activity. The transcript is spliced from 2 exons.
AAUUGGCUGGCUGCCUGCUCCCGCGGGCUAAUCAAUUCUAUCAAUCUUCUCUCGCUGACGUCACACAGGUGCUGCUCUGGCUGGCUGAGCCGCUGUUCGUACGCGAUCCGUCUGCUGAAGGAGAUUAUAAUGAGUCAGAGAGGCUCCGGAGUAGCAUUUAACUCCAGCAGCCCGCACUGCUCACAGCCACUGCCACCACACCGAUGAAGGACGGUGCUCAUGCAUAUAGCAGCCUGCUAAUACCACAGAAACUCCGAGUUCGCGCUUUGGAAAGCCACAGCAGGAAGACAAUCUGUUGUGUUAUUAGUAGUAUUUAACCAGACACUGGAUUAUCGUACCAUUCUUGAAUGUUCUGCAAACGGUAGAGCUUGCUUCACAUCUUUACAUGCAAACAGGUGUGGGCAUCGACCAUGAACGAGUAUUUCUCCAAGAACUCCACAGAGGCCGAGCUGGGUGGCUGGUUCGAGCCAAGCGAUGACAAUAGCUCCCUGGACCUGUCUUCCCCGGCGCCGGAACCGGUCCUGAAACUCUGGGACGUGGUGCUCUGCAUCUCAGGCACCAUCAUCGCCUGUGAAAACGCCAUCGUGGUGGCCAUCGUCUUCUAUACGCCGUCGCUGCGAACGCCGAUGUUCCUUCUUAUCGGUAGCCUGGCCACGGCGGACCUGCUUGCGGGUCUGGGGCUGAUAGUCCACUUCGUGUUUCUGUACUGCAUCCGAUCCGAGGCGGUCAGUCUCAUCACCGUUGGGCUGCUCGUCGCCUCGUUCACGGCCAGCGUGAGCAGCCUGCUGGCCAUCACCAUCGACCGCUACCUCUCUCUGUACAACGCUCUCACCUACUACUCGGACAGGACGGUGACGCGCACCUACGUCAUGUUGAUUCUCACCUGGGGCGUGUCGAUCUGCCUGGGGCUUCUGCCCGUGACGGGCUGGAACUGCUUAAAGGACGAGUCCACGUGCAGCAUAGUGAAGCCGCUGACCAAGAACAACGUAAUGAUCCUGUCCGUGUCCUUCUUCACGGUGUUUGCCGUGAUGCUGCAGCUCUACGUGCAGAUCUGCAAGAUCGUCUGCCGGCACGCCCACCAGAUCGCCCUGCAGCGGCACUUCCUCUCCACCUCCCACUAUGUGACCACCCGCAAGGGCAUCUCCACGCUCGCAGUCAUCCUGGGCACCUUCGCCAGCUGCUGGCUACCGUUCACCAUUUACUGCCUGCUGGGCGACUACACCUACCCGGCCCUGUACACCUACAUCACCCUCCUGCCCGCUAUAUAUAACUCCAUGAUCAAUCCGGUCAUCUACGCGUUUCGGAACCAGGAGAUCCAGAAGAUUCUGUGGACGGCGUGCUGUGGGUGCAUGUCACCAGGUAUGGGCUGCCGGUCCAGGUCCCCCAGCGAUGUUUAGCUUGUGGUGCCGGUUCUGGUUCAAACUGAUGAUGGCGCACUUGUAUGGCGAAUCACCAUUCUGCGCCGCCCCUUCGUGUUGCUUCAGAGACUGACACUGGUCGUGUUUAAGUGUGAUAUAUACAGCAGCACUUUAUCCAAGGCAAUCUGGAUCUCUCGGAGUCCAGGCGCUGUGUUCAGGAUGCACUGCCGUGUUGGCACAUUGCGCAGGACCUGUGUUGACUUGCACGUUGUAAUGCGUAUUUGGUUCAGACCCGACAAUCUGAAUAAGAUGUAAUAUUGAACACUUUUGAUGACAGAGAGAGAAUUAGAUCAGCGAUCGUUGUAGAGAUUUUACAGUAAGACAAGCAUUUAUAAAUAUUUUUAUUUUAUUUAUUUAUUUUUUAAAUCAAAGUGCGGUUCAAAGUUUAAUCCACAGGUUUACUCUUUGCCUUUGGAGAGUUUCUCUCCUAGAGAAACAUUUUUAUCAAUUCUUUAUAGAGAUGUUCAUUUGAUACUAGCUUGAUAAAGGCUACAUUUCAUAUUACUAUUUAAAAGAAAUCUAUUUCUUUUAGAACAAGCUGGCUGUAUAGAAUGAGUCUUUAAGGACCGUAAAGCAAAUACGCGUCCAAGUGAAAGUGAUUUCCCACGCGUGUAGUGGGUGUUCGUAGAUUUCUAAGGGAGUAUGCUUGAGAUUGCCUUUUUCUACCCUUCUUUCUCUGUCAUCACUGUUAUAUAUAGGUUUAUGUUUUACGGAUGAAAUGGCAUGUUUGUGAGGAUACUUUAGCUUAUGAAGUUAUUAAUACAUUCACUGAUCUAACGUCUUCUGAAGCGCGUUGAUCGGUGUUGUCACUGAUCGAUAUCCACUCACUCCAUUCCAUUGCGUAACUCUUCUGUGGUGCUCGGCUGACCUCUACCGGACAAAUACGGAAUCGCAGGUAGAACAGAUACGGCCUGGGUGCGCCGAGGUGUGACUGCUUCCGGCCUUAGCACGGCGCGCUGCUGGAAAUUCUGUAUGGACCGUGCUGAAGCACGUGUACAGACCAUAAAGAAACAGCCACUCAUAUAUUUAAUUAUAUAUAUAUAUAAAUAUUUCCACCUUAUGUUCAAAUUUCAAGCACCACAAUCAAAUGAUUUGAGCAACCGUGCUUGAAAAUAUCACAAAGGUUGGCCGAUACUACAGUUGCAUGUUAUUUAUUUGGGGUAUAUGGAACAUAUACACUAAGCAACUGAAGGGCCAAUAGAAUUGAUUCGAAUUAGACCCAAUCGUUCUAGGUUCCAUAAUUGGACUUGGAUUGAGGAUUCUAAAUGUUAUUGAUGGCAGAAAUCGCCAGUCCCUAAUGAAGCAGCGCGUCCUGUCUAAGGUGGCAUGAGUGACCGUAUCAUGAACUUGAUUACUCUAACAGGGGAGACUGAGGCUUUAACUUGUGCCUGAUUACUAAAGCCAAACACUCUGGAAUCAGAGUUCUUUAAAAACGUUUGCACUAUCAAUGUAUUUCAUAUAUGUAUCGUAUUUAUUGAAGGUGUGUAACCCUACACCUGGCCAAAUUCUUAAGAGCUAAUGAAACUUACACAACCUGUGAAGAUGGUGUUUGUGUGUGUACUGUAUAAUUAGCACAAGUAUGACAAAGCAAACAGCAAAGCUGUCAUGCUGUACUGUCACUUUGAAACGCCAGUCCUUACUGUGAUGUUAACGAAUGUUUAAUAUGUAUGUUGAUGAUGAAAUGCCUACAUCAAAAAAUAGUUUCUUUUCAUCGGAAUGCAUUUAUGUUCAUGUUUACAAAUGAGA